AUGCGGGUCUUCUUCUGGAAUAUCAAUGGGGUCUCUCGUGAAGAGGCUAGAUGUAAGUUGCAUGAAUUAGUUAAGGAGUUUAAGCCUGAUAUUUUUUGUCUUGCAGAACCAAAAGUGUCAUGUUCGAACAUAUUUAUUAGGAGACUUAAGUUGAAUGGUUACGAUACAAAUGUUAUUCAUAAUUCUUCGGAUUAUUCUAUUAGUAACUUGUGGGUGUUUACUUCAACUGAAUUGGACAUUUCGGUGGUUGUCAAUAUGAGUAGACAAACUAUUUCGAUUUCAGUUGAUGGUGUGUGUAUUACUUUCGUUCAUGCUAGCUAUCUUCAGGUUACUAGGAGACGCCUUUGGGAGCAGUUGAACAUGGACAAUGUUGAUAUUCCCUGGUUGCUUAUCGGCGAUUUUAAUUGUAUCUUACGUCUAGAGGAAAAGAAGGGGGGUCGUGAACCACACACUUGUGCCAUUAAUGAAUUUGGAGACUGGAUGGAAGACAAUCUCUUGUUUGAAGCGGACGCUUUGGGUAAUAAGUUUACGUGGUCUAAUUGUCAAUCAGGUUCUCGUAGAAUUAUAAGUAAAUUGGAUCGUGCUGUGAUCAAUGCUACUUGGUUGGCCAAAUAUGAGAAUUGGCGGUGUAAAGCUCUUCCAAGGUAA
Molecule: messenger RNA, 648 nt
Organism: Papaver somniferum (opium poppy)
Lineage: Eukaryota; Viridiplantae; Streptophyta; Magnoliopsida; Ranunculales; Papaveraceae
Exons: 1
Coding region: 1-648 (215 amino acids)
Molecular function (GO): catalytic activity
Source: RefSeq, a predicted model, not a curated record